Messenger RNA from Mangifera indica (mango), 2161 nucleotides. RefSeq names its product BEL1-like homeodomain protein 11. Gene Ontology annotation, biological process: regulation of transcription by RNA polymerase II. The transcript is spliced from 5 exons. Gene Ontology annotation, molecular function: DNA-binding transcription factor activity, RNA polymerase II-specific; RNA polymerase II cis-regulatory region sequence-specific DNA binding. Lineage: Eukaryota; Viridiplantae; Streptophyta; Magnoliopsida; Sapindales; Anacardiaceae. The record is from RefSeq and is a predicted model, not a curated record. The coding region runs from base 552 to 1940 and encodes 462 amino acids.
UUACAGACUCACAAGUUGACAAUCUUAAAACUGGGAGUGCAAAAGAUAGCCCACUUUUUUCCCUCCUUUUACAGGUUACAGCAAUCCAAGAGUGAACAAAAUAAUUUAGCAUAUUAAGAGCUCUUUUUCUGUGAGAAGAGAGAGAGAGAGUGAAACACUGUUUUGAGCUGAUAAUACUUUUUGAGACUCCCAAAGAAAUGUUAACUGCAGGCACUAAAGCUGAAGGGGUUGAUGCUUUUGCUUCUUGUUUUAUUGUGAGAAAGAUUGGGGACCAUUUUUCUUUAUCUGUAAUUUUCUGAAAUCUAUUUACCCAAUUGAAUUUGCUUCUCUGAAGAACUAACAGAGGCCUAUGUCUCUAGGUGUUAUAGCAUUUUUUUGCAGCUUGGAUUUAAACCUUCUCAUUUUUCAGAGAGAAAGGAGACAAGGAGUCAUUGCUUUCUCUUUAAAUUGCUUUCAUCAAAGGUCAUUUGAUCUUUUAAAGUUUGAAAAAGACCACCCACAGACACAGUCCAGCAAUCCUUUUCAUAAACUUUACUCCACUUCAGGUCAUUAUGGUUUCAAAAGACUCACCCCCAAAUCCUGCUUCGAAUAUGCUACACCAAUUUAUAAUCUCAGACUCCAUCACUGGUCAGAAUCAAUUUGAAAACCAACAUUUUGAUGCUUAUGGGUCUGCUGUGAGGACCAAUAACAGUUAUUCUCAGUCUCUUGGUUUGUUGCCAAGUAUUCAGUGUCUAGGGGAAAGAAUGUCAAGAUCAAUGGACCUUGUUCAUGCUCCUGCUGUUGCUGAGGAAUCUGAGAUCAGUCACAGUAGACACUUAAUGGACCUUCUUGGAGCAUCAAAUGAGACCAAUCACCAAGCUCAGAGACUCUCUCUAUCUCUUGGCUCUCACAUGCUUGUUCCAUCAGUCCAAUACAAGCAGAGAUCUCUAAGUUCAGAUAUCACUUCUACCAAUUACUUGUUUUGCGGGAAUGAAGGUAGACAAGUUUGUAAUCCUGGAUUUGAGCAUGUUAGUGAUGACUAUUCAUAUACUGGUGGCACAUUUACUUCAUCUUCCACCUCAGUAAAUCGUUCUUGCUCCAGUAAUGGGAUAGAAUCCUUUGCUUCUGCAAUGGGGAAUUCAAAAUUUCUCAAACCAGCUCAAUCUCUUUUAGAAGAAGUUGUUAAUGUUGGUGGCAGGGCCAUUGACAAGAACGAUGAAAGAUAUAUAGGAAACUUGUAUCAUGGCAGUAGAAGAGGUGGUCAAAGAUUAUCAUCUGAACUGAAAGCAGAAUUUUGCAAUAAUGGGAUGUUAUCUGCAGAAAAAUAUGAACUUCAUCUUAGAAUUGCUAAGCUUAUUUCCUUAUUAGAAGAGGUUGAAAACAAAUAUGAGAAAUACUACCAUCAAAUGGAGGAAGUGGUGUCAUCAUUUGAAGUGAUAGCAGGGUUAGGAGCUGCCAAGUCUUACACUGCAUUGGCAUUGCAAGCCAUGUCCAGGCAUUUUGGCAGUUUAAGAGAUGCCAUAAUAUCUCAAAUUAAUGUCACAAGUAGAAGAUUUUCACAAGACUUGCCAAAAAUCAGCUCAGGAUUAUCUCAACUUAGUUUACUUGACAGGGAAUCCAGGCAGCACAGAAUGUCCCUUCAACAGCUUGGAAUGUUGCAGACUCAACGCCAAGUAUGGAGACCCAUCAGGGGAUUGCCUGAGACUUCUGUCUCAAUCCUUCGCUCUUGGCUCUUCGAACACUUUCUCCACCCUUAUCCUAAUGACUCUGAAAAGCUAAUGCUGGCAUCUCAGACAGGCCUGACUAAGAACCAGGUAUCGAAUUGGUUCAUAAAUGCCAGAGUUCGACUGUGGAAGCCUAUGAUAGAAGAAAUGUACAAAGAGGAGUUUGCAGACUCUUCAGAUGACUCGAAUCCGUCCGUGGCUACCAGGGAAGGUGUAGCAGAUCACCCAGAAGAAUGAAGUUCAAUAUCUCUUUCUAUUAAGCUGUAGAAAGACAUGUAGAUUUUCAGGAUUCCAUGAGAUAAUCCUGAAAAAAGAUGGCGAAAAUCUGUAUUUGUUUACGAUUUUACUAGUCGAACUCAACCCGGUGAUGGUUGUAUCCUUCGCUUUGACUCGUGGAGCUGUAAAUGCUCCCAAAGUGGUAAUUUACUUUGAAGGGCAAAGGACAAUUUGCCACCGAA